Messenger RNA from Hippopotamus amphibius kiboko, 8013 nucleotides. It is a transcript of the gene AFG1L, whose product is annotated as AFG1 like ATPase. NCBI's taxonomy places the organism in Eukaryota, Metazoa, Chordata, Mammalia, Artiodactyla, Hippopotamidae. Bases 454 to 1782 code for a protein of 442 amino acids. Gene Ontology annotation, molecular function: ATP hydrolysis activity; ATP binding. The transcript has 15 exons. The record is from RefSeq and is a predicted model, not a curated record. Gene Ontology annotation, cellular component: mitochondrion; cytoplasm.
CCUGCGGCCGCGGGGCUGAGGGACCCGAGGUGCGAGGGCGGGCGCUUCCUGUGCUUCUGCGUCCGCCUGGGCCUGCACGGGUGCGAGGAACGCUGCAAACGGUCUUCGCCGUAUUGGGAGCCGCGGGGACGAAAGUUAAACGGCGAGGAUCCAUGCUGACUCCAGUUAGUCAGUGUCAGAAUUGAAUGCAAUUGCUGAACACCCAGCUGCUGUUGGAGAAUCAGAGGCUUUGAAGAUGAUGUUAAGCCCUUCUAGGAGCACAUCACAUUGUCUUCAGUUUCAUUUAAAGAAGAGGCAAGGGACUUUCCCGGCAGUCCAGUGGAUAAGACUCUGUGCUUCCACUGCAGCAGGCACGGGUUCGAUCCCUGGUUGGGGGACUAAGACCAUGGCCAAAAAAAAAAAAAGAGGACACAAGACCUGGAGCGCGCCACUCAGCAAAAUAAGCAUGGUAACAUGACUCACUCUCCAAAGGCAGCCUAUACAGUUCAGACCCCCGAGAGUAUGUCUCCAACUGCUGUUACAGAGGCUUACGUGAAAGCUUUAGCUGUUUGCCAUGGACCACUGGACCACUAUGACUUUCUGAUCAAAGCUCGCGAGCUAAAGGACGAUGAACGUCAAAGAAGAGUCAUACAGUGUUUGCAGAAAUUACAUGAGGACCUUAAAGGAUACAGUAUAGAGACAGCAGGCCUUUUUUCUAAGCUUUUUUCGAGGACCAAACCUCCAAGGGGCCUGUAUGUUUAUGGAGAUGUUGGUACAGGGAAAACAAUGGUGAUGGACAUGUUUUAUGCUUAUGUGGAAAUGAAGAGGAAAAAACGGGUUCAUUUUCAUGGUUUCAUGCUAGAUGUUCACAAAAGAAUACACCGCCUUAAACAGAGUUUGCCAAAAAGGAAACCAGGAUUCAUGGCCAAAUCAUAUGAUCCAAUAGCUCCUAUAGCUGAAGAAAUCAGUGAAGAAGCAUGUCUUUUAUGUUUCGAUGAAUUUCAGGUCACUGACAUUGCUGAUGCCAUGAUUCUGAAACAGCUUUUUGAAAAUCUGUUCAAAAACGGGGUCGUCGUUGUGGCAACAUCCAACAGGCCACCGGAAGAUCUCUAUAAAAAUGGACUCCAAAGAGCUAACUUUGUACCAUUUAUAGCGGUCCUGAAGGAAUACUGUAAUGCGGUCCAGCUAGAUUCUGGAAUAGAUUAUCGGAAAAGGGAACUUCCUGCUGCAGGAAAGCUCUACUACCUCACAAGUGAAGCUGAUGUGGAGGCUGUCAUGGAUAAGUUGUUUGAUGAGCUGGCUCAGAAACAAAAUGAUUUAACUAGACCAAGGAUUCUAAAAGUACAAGGCAGAGAGCUGCGGCUGAAUAAAGCCUGUGGAACCAUUGCCGACUGCACAUUUGAAGAGCUGUGUGAGAGACCACUUGGAGCCAGUGACUAUUUGGAACUGUCAAAGAAUUUUGAUACAGUAUUUUUACGAAACAUUCCACAACUUACCCUAGCAAAGAGGACCCAAGCUCGGAGAUUCAUAACUCUCAUUGAUAACUUUUAUGAUUUCAAGGUGCGCAUAAUUUGCUCUGCAUCAGCUCCUGUAUCGAGCUUAUUUUUGUAUGAACAUCAUGACAGUGAGUUGGAGCAAAGCAGAAUACUGAUGGAUGAUUUGGGGCUGAGCCAGGACUCAGCAGAAGGACUCGCCAUGUUUACUGGAGAAGAGGAAAUCUUUGCAUUUCAGCGCACAAUUUCCCGACUCACAGAAAUGCAGACUGAACAGUACUGGAAUGAAGGGGACAGAAACAAGAAGUAACUGUCACUUUUGCAUGAAUAAAACUCUGGGCAGAUGAUUACUGCAGGAAAAACCCUUUAUUAUGGGACUUGAAGGAAUCAUUUUCUCAUCAUUAAUUAUGCACUUUGUCCUCUGGACCAUUUUUAUCUAAAAUUGCUGUCAAAGAUGUAGUUGAUUAGUAAGUUAAAGCCAUUUUUAGGUCUACUUUUUGCCUAUUUAUUUGGCCUUAUUUCUGCACCACAAAAUUAAAAUCGGCACUCCUGAAGAUGAAUGUAAGACCAGGCAUUUUGGUUUCACAUUAAGCCACCUGAAUGAACCUUGAAUACGCACAAACACACAGGGUGUCCGGACAUCUCUGAGCUUUGGCUACAUGGUAGCUGCAUGAUGGAAACACAUCUUUAUGAGAAGGGAAGAAAAAUUUAAAAUAAAGGAAGCUUUCUGAUCUUAUUUUAAACUAAAGUUGAUAACAUUUUAGAAUAUGGACUUAUCCAUGUGAUUAUUGGGGGCCAUAAAUUGCAGUAAAUCUCUUAGGCCUCCAAACUUUCUUACAACAGAGAGUAUGUUUUCUACUGUGAGUUCAGGCUUGGCAGUGGACACAGAGGUGCCUGAAAAAAGUCAAGGAUUAUGCUACCACAGAAAAAGGAGCAGAGGUGUCAAAUUCCAACUGACAGGCAGAUCCCCCACCUCUGACAGCCACGAGGAGGACACCAGGAAUGGGGACCAGUGAGGGUGUCGGAAGGGGCAGAGUCCUGGACAUGCUAAGCAGCAGAAUGGACUCUGCUCACCUGAGGCCAUAGGACCCCAUGGGCUGAGGCUCCUUCCCACUGCUCACACGCGUUUGCUCUGCUCGCAGGAUGUCACUCUCGGCCUUGCCUCUGCUUCUGCUGUGCGAUAGGCCUAAUGGUAAGUGGGAAAGAACACUUGAUGAACCCACUUAAAAUCCGAUUUGUCCUCCAUUGAGGUCAUUCCUUGACUCAUUCAAGUACAACCUGACUUUGCUGUCAUCACAGAAGGAAUCUUGGUUGAGGCUGUUAUAAGAGUCUAAAUCCCUAUUCAAGAAAAAAAAGAGACAAGAAAAAAAUGUGAAACCCACAAAGUCUUGUGAAAAUCAAAUAUUUUGGGGGAGUAGGCACAGGUGAGUCAGUUCAAAUCAAUGAUUACAGUUGUCGACAUUGGUAAGCUCUUUGAAUGUAUGUAAUUUAUAAGUUAAUAAUCUAUCCAUAUUAGUCUAUUUUGGACAUUAACCUAAGUCAGUGUGAUGGAUAGAUAAGGUAUCCAAGAAUAGAGAAACAUUUAAAUCAAGGCUUAUGAAAAUUAAAUGUGAUUUGAAGAUAUUUUUAUUGAAGUGAAACAGUGAGUUCAAAAAGAGGUUAAAUAGGUUACAAGGGAGAAAGAAUGGGAAAUAGCCACUGUGUGCCAGAUUUACUGCUAGACAUUUCUAAAUCUCACAUACAAAAAUAAUCCUAGAGAGACAAUAUAAUCCUCCCUAUUUAGACACAAGAAGACUGAGGCUUGGAAAAGUAGCUUGACCUGAGAUUCAUAGUUUACAACUACAAAACUCAUGUACUAUGUUUUAUACCACACCACCUCUAUAAAAAAAGAGAUCAUUUUUAGUAGUGAUUCUUUUUUAACUCAGUGAAGAUGUAUUUAUAAUAGAACCAUUGCUUUGAACUCAGUAAGUAUAAAAUAUUUAACUUUAGUCUUUCAAUCUUAGGGGUUUUUUUCCCCAUACUUCUUUGCCAGUUAUGCUAUUCCUUAAUAAAAAGAUACUGUGAAUGGCUAGACAGACUGGUGGACAGCCUGAUAGAUAGAAAGAGGAGCUGUCCCUGAGUGUGUGGGUGUAUAUGAAACAGCCCCCACUCAAGUUCUGUCGUAAAAGUUCAUUUGAGGUCAGGUAUUUGAAGUAAGAAUUUCAUUUUUCCAAAGAAACAGUAAUGUGGUGUUAGUUAGGGGCCUGGCUCAGUGCACAGAAGCCUGUGGAGUUCUCAGUGUGAACACCCCAGAGUUUUGGUACUAAAGAACUUAACUUCCUUUAAAAAUACGGUUUCUGUCAGGUGAAACUGUGGUUCGGGUUCCACCUGAGUACCUGGAUCGUGUCUGCACUUCUGUCCUGCCCUCUAGGCAUCCCCUUCCUGGGCCUGGCAGCAUAGGCCAUAGUGGAAGAGCCUUGCUAAGCUGAAAGUGGGGUCUGUGGGGCUGGGGCAGGGAGGUAGUCGCAAGGGUUUGUUAUAUCGGCCUGGAUACCAGAAGGACAGAGGAGGGAUUAUCAGGAGGUAGCUGGAAAUGGUACAUUUUAAUCUCUCCACAAAGUCUUUCUCAUAAAAUAGCCCGCAAGAAAAAGAAACAGCGAUCUUAAAGAAAACCUGUUACCAGAAAACAAUAUGGUAGUUCUACUAAAAAGGAAAUUAAUGCCAAAAUGAGACAUGAAAAUGACCCCUAGAUUGGAAAGCAACGUUUCAAUUCGUGUGUUUUUUCUUCCAAGUCCUGCCCCAGGUACCCUCUCAGCAUUCCAGUCUUUCUCCCUGGGGUUGCAUGAAAUCUCUCAGAGCAAAUGCUCUCUCUCUCUCCCCCCUCUCUCUCUUUUAUAAAAUGCUUUAAGUUUAUACUUGACAAUGGAGGUUUGAGUUGAGUAUUGCUGUGGAACAUGCCCACUCACCUAGGAGGUGACCGGGGGUCACAGUAAGUAAGGGUCUUUGUAGUUGGGAAAAUGCUAACGGUGCCCUCCAAAAUGACCACUAAUUUCCAAAUUUAGAAGAAAUCAAGUGGAGAAAAAGAAACACGUUUGUUUAAAAAAAAAAGAGCAAAAGAAAAAUCUGAUCACUGCAUUAUUCUUGUAUUUCUUUAGACAAUGAAUAGGCUAAUUUGUCAACAUCAGUAAUAAUGACAUAGUAGACCUAAAGAAUUUUUAACCUAUUUCUGAUGUUUACAAGGCCCCAAAGUACUGUUCUAAUCAAAUUUAUGCAUUUUAGUGGGAUUUCAAAUUUUAGUCAUAAUGCAAUAUUUUAAUCUCCCUGAAUAUAUUCCCUGUACCUAUAAGUAUGCAAAUAACAUAAUUUUAAAGUUACUUGGAAUUUUAAAACUUAAAAUUUUAACUGUGAAAUAUGUAAAUGGCUGUACUCAUAUCCAUUUACUUAUUUAACAUUAUUUAAGAAACACAUGGUGCUUACUAUGUGCUGGACAUGGUUCUAAGUGCUUUAUAAAUAAACUAUUUUGAUCCUUAUAAUAAUUAUAUGAGAUAGGUACUAUUAUACCAUUUGCAGACAGGGAAGCUGAGCUACAGAAAAUGGGUCCAACAACAUACUAAAUUGCUAAUAUGUACAUUGGAGUCAGUAAAAUGAUCAAAAUAUCAAUUUAAUAAACUUCCAUGCAACUGCGUGUGUCCUGAGAACAUUCUUCAUACUCCAAGUAACUUGAGCCUACACUUGCAGGCCCUUCUUCUGGGAUAAAACCACCCAGAGGGAUUGGGGUCCUGGGGCCCUGACAUUUGGGUUCCUGAUCAAUUGUGGGACUCUGUCAGGUAGUAAGUGUUGCUCUUGUAAAUGACCUUCCUCAGAUCCACUAGCCUCAUAAGACAUCACUUACUUGCUUGUAGAAAAGGAUUUUCUUUGGAGGUGAGUUUAUAACUUUUUCUUUAAGUCAGAUUCAUUUUCCCCAUUGGCACAGCACUUCAUUUUUCUAGAGCAGGAAAUUUAAAAUAAUACAGUCUGUCCUCUUGCUGAGUGUCUGCUACCUCUGUACAGCUCGUCACUCAGCCCAUUCAGAAGUGUUGUCUACUGACCUGUUUGUCAUCUGUGAUGGUGUGAAACCAUCUUCCAAGCUCGCUCAGGAAAUCUUCCAGAGGUCGUCCUAAGAAGCUUCCUCUCUCAGGGCUGUGCUUGUCGGGACCCCAGUAGCCAAGAGCACUUCUCUCUGAUGCACCUGCUCUUCUUAUCCGAGUACAGUAGAAGGGCCCUGGACCUGGUUCUUUUUCUUUUGCUUUGUGACCUUGAACUAGUGCUUUGAGCCUUUGAUUUCUCAUCUAUAAAUGAGAAUAAUAAUAUCCAUUUCAUAAAGUUAUUCUGAGGAUAGUUGGUAAAAAGCCCUUUGCAAAUGGUUAAAGAUUAAAUGAAUAUUAGUUACUAUUGAUAGUAAUGGUUAUGAUUAGAAAGCAACAAUAAAUGCCUACUCCACUUUGCAUCAUAGCCCCUCGAGGAAUGCAAAACAAGAGAUGACCUAUCCCAACCCAGUAUAGUUUCUAGCAGAAAGGAAAGGAUGCACGUUAAUGGCUAGACACCAAGGACAGAGAAUUCUGGCUUAAUGAGAUGCUGUGAAGAUUGUUGAUUUCAAACCCAUUCUUUCAGGAUCAAUAGAGAAAAUGGAUGUUGUUUGUCGAACAUCAAAAAUUUCCCAGAAAGAGGGCACCAUCUUGUGGUCAGUGAGAAGAACUGACAAAAAAAAGUCCAAGCAUCACACAGUUGGAGAACCAAGGUUCUCAAAGUUGCAGUUCCCAGGCCUCCAUCCCAUUCCGGAGAGUCAGCUGCAGUUGGUGAGAUGUGGGGCCCCAGGUUGGUACUUGGUAGCACUCCCCCAUGGGAUUCUAAUGUGCAGGCAGGGUUGAUGACCACCGAUCAGGAGGUCUUUCCCCUUGACCACGUGGCCAGUAAGCACACAGAGUUGGGCCCCUAUGGGACUCCGGACUCCACACCAGGCCAGUUCCUGGGAGCAAAGGCUGCUGCUGUGAUGCCAGGGGGAUCUGGAGCCUGGAGCCACUGACACACCAAGGCCUCUCAAGGGCCUCCCUGGCACCUCCCAGAGCCUGUUCCUCUUCUUCCUUCCUCCUCUUCUCCUCCUUCCCUAGACUCGCCUGCCUUCUCCACCCCCAUUAACAACAGACUAGCUAACCCAGAGGUGCUUCCUACUUUGCAAAGCACUCACUUCUACCCUGUCAUUUCAUUCACAGCCAUUCUCUCAAGGUGUGAUUAUCCUUACUUCCUACAAGAAAACGGAGGCUCAAGGUGACACAGUCAGGAAACAUGUCUUCUAGACCCAAAUCUUGUGCUAAUGGCCUUUUUUGCCACAGCAGUACUAACAAUAGACCCCAUUUAUUGAGCCAUUGUGCACCCUGAGGGCUGGGGUAGGAAAGAUGUGGGUGUAGGGGCAUGGACAAGGGGGUUGUUCCUCACAGCACCAUAUGGGAUGGCAAAGAACUGGAACGCAGUGGUUGGUAAAACUUUGAAGUAUCCAUCAGCACGAUCAUUAUGUAAAAGGAGGUAUUAUCACCACCAGUCUUUUUGUCUGAUGCAAAAACUGAGUGUCAAAGAGAUGGACUAACUGGAGGCACUGGGAAUAUAUCACUAGGGGAAUGAAUGGCUAAGAAGGUGGGCUCUGCCCGCAAGGGAAUCCUCUGCAGCGUCAGAAGCAACAAACCAUGUUUAUGUUUGGCAUCAUGCACAACACUUACCACUGAGAAAAGAUGAGAUUCAGUACCUUUAAUAUAAGUUUGGAAACCCAUGUAUAAAAUUACACUAAAUAUUUUUCUAGGGCACACAAAAUCUAAAUAUAUUUAUGGAAAUAGAUUAGAGGGAGACAACAUACACUAGCGUGGAUGCUUAUAGGAGGAAAGAAAUGAGAUUGAAUAUGGUAGAUGAAAGAGGAAAAAUGAAAAGGCUGCCUCCCAUGGGCAAAAGAUGUCAGUGUGUCAUACUGAGGAGUGUGAUCAACGCAACUUGAUUCACCAGAGGUCCCUCAAGAGAGAGAAGAAUGGAAAAUAUUUUGGGCAGCGUCAUCAGAAUUUCUCCAGCACACUGGGACUCCAGGGAGGUGCAAAGACAACAGACAUUUUUGGGAUUGGCAAUGAGGGUUUGUAGAAAGUCUAUGCAGGACAAAUGGGACCUAAUUAAAGAUAAAAGCAUUUGCACAUGGACUUCCUAGGUGGCGCAGUGGUAAAAGAAUCCGCCUGCCAAUGCAGGGGACACAGGUUCGAUCCCUGCUCCAGGAAGAUCCCACAUGCCUUGGAGCAGCUAAGCGCGUGCGCCACAACUAUUGAGCCUGUGCUCUAGAGCCCGUGAGCCACAACUGUUGAGCCCAUGUGCCACAACUAUUGAAGCCCACGCACCUAGAGCCUGUGCUCUGCAACAAGAGAAGCCACUACAAUGAGCAGCCUGUGCACUACAAUGAAGAGUAGCCCCUGCUCACAGCAACUAGGGAAAGCCCAUGUGCAGCAACAAAGACCCAACGCAGCCAAUAAAUAAAUAAAUUAAAAAAAAAAAAAAA